AAAGCGGGAGCGAUCAGGGCACAAACUUUACGCACGCGUCCCGUCAGAAGCUUUGCGGCGCAGCAGGAGCGGGAGCGGGGAAGGCAAAAAGAAUGCAAAAUUCCUUCCAACCUGGAAACUAAUGAAUCAAGACCUGUGAAGAGCUUUUUUUGUCAGCAAAAUGACGAUUCAGAAGUGUUCAUUGUUUUUCUGGUUUGUGGUUUUAUCUGUGGACGUCUGUGCAAGCCAGAAAGACUGCUCAGGCGUGGACUGUCCUGUUCUGCAGAACUGCAUCGAAACCGUCUUAGAGACAGGUGCCUGUUGCCCCGAAUGCAAAGAGAGGGGAUGCGUCUGCGAAGGGUACCAGUACUACGACUGCGCCCAAGCCGGCUUUCAAAACGGGAAAGUCCCAGAGGGAGAAUCCUAUUUUGUGGAUUUCGGAAGCACGGAAUGCUCCUGUCCUCAGGGAGGAGGGAAGAUAAGCUGUCAUUUCAUUCCGUGUCCCGAAAUUCCCCCCAACUGCAUUGAUGUUUUACAAUUUGCAGAUGGAUGCCCUGAGUGUGGGCAGAUUGGCUGUACCCACGGCAACAAGAAAUACGAGGCAGGACGCUCUUUCCGGGUCGACCAUUGCCAAGUUUGCCAUUGUCCAAAUGAAGGGGGCAGGAUAAUGUGCUCACCCAUCCCUGACUGUGACUUACACAGUGCUGAUAAGUCUAUAGGGGCGACGACUGCUGAGAACACCAGUCCAUUCAGAGACAUAAGCGGUGGGCAUGGCACUUCACAAAAAAGUCUUGUGGAGCCAUUUUCCAAGCUUGGACAGGGAAACACUCUGCCGCUGUAUAAACAGGACCCACCCAGAGUUGGCUCAGAGGACCAUGACUAUUCUCACGGAAGACCAACAUCUUCUACGAUUCUGAAUUUGCCCCAACUGGUGGAAUCAAGUACAAUGCCUUUGUCUUACCCAGAGUCCAACACUACUAAUGUCUCUCAUGGCGGUAGGAGGAAGCAAACUCAUAGAAAACCAAAUCUAGUAAGGAGCACUGAAGAAAAACCUUCACAAAGCAUGAAUCAAACCCGAGCAUCAACAUCCCCAACAACCACAACCAAGGAAGUGAUGUCCACAGAGAGCCACAGGCAACAGCAGGAACUUGCAGAACGGUCCACGAGGCACAACAGUGGAAGAAACAGUGAGAUGCAGGACACUGCAACCGACUCAACACACGGUACCCGAACCAGAGCAGGACUCCGGAGCUUGGAGCAGCACAAUCGUGGUCAGAGUAGCUCUAACCGUGGUCGUCUCCAUCCUGCCGUCCCGCCCAGACAAGAAAAAGUGUCAGAAAAGCCCUACCACAUGCCUGACAGUCAGGGUUCACGGCCCACAAUUCAGUUCGGUUCCACCGAAAGAGCUCCAAUCAGAAUGAGUGAGGACCCUCAAACCUUCAUUGCCCACCACCGCUCAUCAGGAGCAGAACUCUCCAAACUGUCUGCCAAGGAGCUGAUGAAGACCUGCUGUGAGACUGGUGAAAAAUGGGCUUCAGCUAAUGGGCACUGCAACAACAUGGAGCCACCUACAAAAGACAGGCAGUCCAUUUGCUGGACUGCCCAACAACAGUGCUGCCUCGGCUUCCUGAGGGAAGCGCAGUGCUCGGCUGGAAUAAACGCAGCCCGGGCAGGAAGAACGUGUAAGGAUGGUGCCAGCACCAAAUGUGGAAUCCAUUCCUACAAGGACUGCUGUGGCUGCUGCUCUCUUGGGCUGCAGUUCCGCAGAGAGGGGCAUGCGUGUGAAGCCCACCACUCCCUGGGUUACCUCUGCCAACGCGUCUUUCUAACCUGCUGUGAGGGGAAGGAGAUUAAACCCACGAUCAGAGAGAGACCUGCUCUGGACACAACUCCAGCUCCAAGAAAAGUGUCAGAUGGCCUGUUUCCUAGAGAAGCCUUCUCCAUCGGUGAGGACGGCGAUGGGGAAAACGGCGUGGAAGGCCCUGUUGAGGUUGAGGACAUGGAUGAGUGUCUGAUAUACGAGGGCAGCAUCUGCCACCACAGAUGCGUCAACACGCCGGGCUCUUAUCGGUGCGAGUGCUUCCCGGGGUACGUGCUGCAAGAGGACGGCGUCACGUGUGUACAAGCAGAUUUAGUGAAUGAGGAGAACAGAUUAAAGGAGAUGGACAGAACAGCGGUGCAGAACACCCCGCCUCCCACCUUGCCUGCUGUCCCACUCAACCCCUGUGAAGGAAACAUCUGUGAGCAACAGUGCCUCCUAGUGGCAGGAAGGCCACAGUGCUCCUGUUCUCCUGGGUUCUCCUUGAGAGCUGAUGGACGCUCCUGUGAAGACGUAAAUGAGUGUUUAUCCUCCAACGCUUGCAAGUUAAAUGAGCGCUGCACGAACACUCGAGGGAGCUAUGUUUGUCAGAGACUGAUCACCUGUCCGCCCGGAUUCCAGAUCAACAAUGAUGUUUGUGAAGAUAUUGAUGAAUGCGCACAAAGAAGUCAUAAUUGUGGGGUUGGCUCUGAGUGUGUGAAUACUCAGGGAUCAUUCCGGUGCGUUUCCAAGCCUCGAUGUCCUGUUGGAUUCACCCAGGACGCACAGGGAAGCUGUAUGGACAUAGAUGAGUGUGGCGCGUUGACCCAGCCCUGUGACCCCGGAUCCAGCUGUAUUAACACAGUGGGAUCCUACAUCUGCAACCGGAAGAUAACGUGUAGCCGCGGCUACCAUGCUAGCCCUGAUGGCUCCAGAUGUGUCGAUGUGAAUGAAUGUGAGAGCAGCCUGCAUCGGUGUGGAGAAGGCCAGCUGUGUGUCAAUUUACCUGGUUCCUAUCGCUGCGAGUGCCAGGCAGGCUACCAGUAUGACUCAUUCAGGAGGAUGUGCACAGAUGUAAACGAGUGUUGGCGCUACCCGGGCCGCCUUUGUGCCCAGACCUGCGUGAACACCCCAGGCUCCUAUGAAUGCUCGUGUACCUCUGGUUUCCGCUUAUCUGGUGAUAGCAAAAACUGUGAAGAUGUAAAUGAGUGUCUGGCUAACCCAUGCAGUCAGGAGUGUGCAAACAUCUAUGGUUCAUACCAGUGCUACUGCAGACAGGGGUACUACCUCCGAGAGGAUGGGUACACCUGUGAUGAUAUUGAUGAGUGUUCCCGGAGCAUUGGUCCUUUGUGCACCUACAAGUGCGUAAACGUUCCAGGGAGUUACCGCUGCGCUUGUCCUGAAUAUGGAUACACCAUGUCUUCAAAUGGACGAUCUUGCCUUGACGUCGAUGAGUGUUCUACAGGAGUCCAUAACUGCUCUUUAGCCGACACGUGCUACAACAUUCAAGGAAGCUAUCGAUGUCUUUCUCUAAGCUGUCCUCAGAACUACCGCAAAGUGUCCGACACACGCUGUGAGCGGAUCAGCUGCCCGAACUACCUGGAGUGCCAAAACUCUCCUCUAAGAAUCACGUACUACUACCUCAGCUUCCAGUCCAACAUCGUCAUUCCCGCUCAGAUCUUCCGCAUCGGACCAUCCCCUGCCUAUUCCGGAGACAAUGUUAUCGUCACGAUCACCCAGGGAAACGAGGAAAACUACUUCAGCACAAGAAAGCUAAAUGCCUACACUGGGGCUGUGUACCUACAGAGACAGGUUCAGGGUCCAAGGGACUUCCUCAUCACUGUGGAGAUGAAGCUCUGGAGACAGGGGGCGUUCACCACGUUCCAGGCCCGUAUCUACGUUUUCAUCACAACCAACUUGCUCUAACAGCCUCAGCGCUGAACUGUGUCACGAGAACAUCUAGUCACUAACGAUGCAUCUUAUCACCACUUGUGCUUUUGAAACAAGUCUGUAGCUGAUGCUUUUCAAACAUUGCUGUAAAAAAAGAGGAUGGAUGCUUCAUGCAACUUCAGGACUUUACAGAAGUGUAUUUUUCUACAAUGAUUGCCAAAUUUUUGUAAUCCCCAAAGAAACAUAAUUUUGAGUAAAAAAAAAAAAAAAAGAAAAACUUUUUUUAUUUUUGUCUUCCUCUGUUAUUUUCUAUUUCCCCCGAAUUUCUGAAGUUGAAUUCUGUUGAAAUGACCAACCACAAAUACAUUUCUGCUCAGUACAUCCUGAUUUCCAGUUUAUACAGUAUUUUAUAUUUGCUAUGACAUCAACAGUCUAUUAUAUAUUCUUAACCUGCACUGCUGACUUUUUUUUAAAAACAAUUUUAGUUAUUUGUUGUUUAUUGUCACUUCAUAAAAUUAUAUAUAUUAUCUGUGGAUGUAUCAUACUUUUAUUCUGGAUUAAAAUAUGAUAAGAUUAUUUUAGUAAAGUUGAAAAAAGGA
Messenger RNA from Oryzias melastigma (Indian medaka), 4266 nucleotides. RefSeq names its product fibulin-2. Gene Ontology annotation, cellular component: extracellular region. The coding region runs from base 161 to 3703 and encodes 1180 amino acids. Gene Ontology annotation, molecular function: calcium ion binding. The record is from RefSeq and is a predicted model, not a curated record. Lineage: Eukaryota; Metazoa; Chordata; Actinopteri; Beloniformes; Adrianichthyidae. The transcript has 17 exons.